AUGGCCAAGUCAAAGUCCAAGAAAAGAAAGCAAAAUACGGCAGCCGACGUCCCCAACAAGCACCUGAAGACGGUCAAGCUCAUCACGCCGCCUCUCGAGAGCGACGUCGAUGGCAAUGGCGACGGCGACAAUGCGUCGCUGGAGCCGACAAGCCUGCGCUCCCUCAUUUCAGGCGAGGACCUCGACAUCACCGUCGAAACCCUGGCCACGCUCGCCCAGUACCCCGGCUUGAUCAAGUCCAAGGCCUGCAAAGAUGUCCGAGUCGCCGUCUAUGAUUUCCGCCAGGCCUGCGCCACCGGCGUCAACACGGCCCCCGGCUCAAACCUGACGGGCCGUAUUACCGGUGCGCUGACCGACGGAAAGUACACCGACGCCCGCAUCCUGCUCGCCGAGAUGAGAAUCCGCGGCGAGGAGCCCAAGCUCGGGGCCCUGUGUCGCUGGGUACGAGAUCUCGACGUCAUCAGCGGCCUAUCUACGCGGCUGGGCGAUGCCGCCGUGGAACGCAGUGCAGAGGAGAAGGAGCUCAUCACGGUUCUCGAUGCUGUCCUCCGUGCCAGUGGGCCCGUCGAUACGAAUACCGCAGCCUCGUCGGGCCCCAUCUCUCUUCAGGAAAUAUGGGACCUCCGGCCCUCGACACCGCCACAGCAAGUAUAUGCCUCCGUCCUUGACAAGACGAUCUUUGCCGCGGCCCCUGACUCGCUUUCCGCCUCUCUGCGUGUCAUUGAGACAACCCCGGGCCCUCUCAGGAAGCCACCAAAUCACCACGCGGCGUUACUCUAUACCUCGGCCCCAAACGCUGUGCCUCUCUCGUCCACCUGCCCCGAGAUAACACACCGCCCGCACCCCAUCGUUCCCGGUCUCAGCCUGGCCACGAACGUCCUCUCCCCCGACGAGUGCAAGGCCAUCAUCGCCACCGGCGAAAGCGUCAACUUCCUCCCCGAUGCGCCCCUCCGCGAGGACGGCGACAUCAGCGUGUUGGCGCACAACUUCUACUGGGUCGUCGACACGGCCUUUCACGACACGCUGUGGUCGCGCAUCUCGCCGUUCGUGCCCGCCUCGGUCAACGGCCGGCUGGCCCGGGGCCUCAACCGGCGCUUCCGCGUGUAUCGCUACGUGCCGGGCGCCGAGUACCGCUGCCACAUCGACGGGGCCUGGCCGCCUUCGGGCGUCCUGCCGGACGACACGUACGUCUACGACGCCUCGCCCGCGUGCAGGAAGCAGAGCUCGCUGUUUACCUUUCUGAUCUACCUCAACGACGAGUUCGAGGGCGGCGAGACCACCUUCUUUCUGCCGGCCCCGCGGGACGGCACGCUCAACGCCUAUCCCGUCCGGCCCGUCAUGGGCGGCAUCGCCAUCUUCCCGCACGGAGACACGAGAGGCGCGUUGCUGCACGAGGGUACGGGCGUUCGCAGGGGGGCCAAGUACGUCAUCCGGACGGAGAUUGAGUACGAUGUUGACUCGACCGAAGCGUAA
Lasiosphaeria miniovina is the source of this 1473-nucleotide messenger RNA. RefSeq lists its product as uncharacterized. Gene Ontology annotation, biological process: peptidyl-proline hydroxylation to 4-hydroxy-L-proline. The record is from RefSeq and is a predicted model, not a curated record. Gene Ontology annotation, cellular component: endoplasmic reticulum. Gene Ontology annotation, molecular function: iron ion binding; procollagen-proline 4-dioxygenase activity; L-ascorbic acid binding. Lineage: Eukaryota; Fungi; Ascomycota; Sordariomycetes; Sordariales; Lasiosphaeriaceae. Bases 1 to 1473 code for a protein of 490 amino acids. The transcript has a single exon.